UUGACUUUUUACAGUCUAAGGUCUCUAUUCAGUGUCUUGUCACAUAAAUUUGAAAUUAGAAAGAUUUGUAUUAGUGAAAUAAAACAAAACAUGAUUCAUUUGGCGGUAUCUGCUCCAGGCAAAGUGAUUUUAACUGGAGAACACGCAGUGGUAUAUGGAAAAACUGCGUUGGCGGCUAGCUUAGACUUGCGUACGACCGCUGAACUAACCGAGUUACCCGACUUUUCAAAUUCAACAAAUAUCAAAAUAGAAUUUCCUAAUAUAAAUCUGUUUGUAAACAUACCGUUUCAGAUAUACAAGAGCUACUUUAGUAGCAAUAAUUUUAAUUUUGACUUUAGCACAAAUAGUGAUCGAUUGCACAGACAAGUAGAAGAGUUUCUUCCUUUAAGCGGUGUACUCGUAACGCCACAGCAAAAGUUAAGCUUACAAGCAUUGUUUUAUUUGCUGGUAUAUAUAGCUCACGAAGAACGAAUAAAUGUUAAACCUUUUCGCCUUCAUUUGUUUACACAAUUAACGAUUAACUCGGGCUUGGGAAGUUCAGCUUCAUUCGCAGUAUGUCUCGCGGCAUGCUUUUUGCGAUGGUCGCGUUUGCAGAAAAACAUCAUUAUUGGUUUUGAAAAAAAUGAUCUCGAAAAUAUCUCAAAGUAUGCUUUGAGUUGUGAGAAAAUCAUGCACGGUGAGCCUUCUGGGAUCGAUAAUAGCGUGUGCACAUAUGGAUCAAUAAUAGAGUUUCGACGAGAUGAGCCAGUAAAUGUAUUAUCAGAAAUCCCAAGUAUGGAGAUUCUUUUAGUUGACUCAAAAAUUAUGCGGAAUACAAGAGAUCAGAUAACGCGAGUAAUGGAGCUGAAACAGUCGUUUCCCGAGAUUGUUAAGUCUAUUUUGAACGGUAUCGAUGAUGUAUCAAAAGCGGUUCUUGAAGAAAUUAACGUAAUUUGCAACAUAAAUCUGGAUCAUCCUGAACCUCUGUUGGUAGAACAUAACAAAUUAGGAACUCUCAUACACAUGAAUCAAGGAUUGCUGAGUGCACUAGGAGUAUCGCAUCCAAAGCUAGAUAUUAUUUGCUCAAUCGCGCAAUAUCAUUCAUUAUAUGGAAAACUCACAGGUGCUGGUGGAGGUGGAUAUGCAUUUAUUUUAUUGCCACCAAACAUUUUAGAAGAAGUCGUCGCAAGUGUAACAGAACAAUUAAUUGCAGAAGGUUUUAAUGUUACAAGAACCAAAUUAGGUACCACUGGAGUAAAAAUUGAAUAAUAACCUGUUAAAAUAUCAGUGAUAAAUACGAAAUAACAAAUAUCAAUGUUCAAUAUUUUCAAUAUUUUAGGCUGCGUUUUAAUAUUUAUUGUCAGUGCAUUGUAAAUUUAUAGUACAUCCUUGACGUGAACUAUUAAUGUAGCAAUGAAUGGCAGAACGCAACUGUUACAGUUGUUUGAUGUGUGUAUUACACACACACGCACACACACACACACACACACACACAGAGAGAGAGAGAGAGAGAGUAAAGUGUAUUAUAGGGUAAAGAUGCCUAUUAUGAGAUAGUCACCUAAUACGAGAUAGCGAACUAUUUCAUGUAAACGGCUACAAAUUCAUAACUAUAUAUUUUUAACACAUUACUUGCACAAAAACAUCAAAUUUUUUGUUAGUGUCACUGCCGAAGGUGACGUGGUUAGGUGACGCUUACGCGCACAGAAGAAAAAUAAUCAUUAUAACUUUAAGAUAUGUAUUUAACACUUUUAUGUCAUAGGAUUUACUGUCAUUUCAAUUCACUCAAAUGUACACAUGCACUAUAUAUAAGAUAUUUAUCACGUAGUUUUGUCAAUUUAUUGCAUAUUUUAUCGGUAUAAAACUUAAACUUUCUACAAUUUUAUAUGCCUUAAUAUGAGACACUAACCCGCUCUUAAUAUGAGGUACUUUAUAUUAGGAACUGUCAAGUUCUUUAUUUGAUGUAUUAGGAAGUUUUUAGUAAUCAUAUUUUUAGAUGGAGGCAAAGAAGAGGCAAUCGUAGUCUCACAGUCACUUAAAGGCUGUUACGGCAGUAAGAAGCAAAAAAAUGAAAUAUUCAAAAGCAUCUAAACAAUUCAAUGUCCCUAAGCAUACUAUUAAGCGAUAUGUUAAGAAUCUGACGAUAGUUCUGUUGCUAAAAACUUCCUAUAAGAAAGAACCCAGCAAACAGAAUAUAUCAGCUAUAUAACAUAGAAAUAACACGUAAUAUAACGGCUGUUAUACUCUAUUAACAUCAGUCUUAUAUAACUUCUUUUUAUAAUUGUCAUAUAAUUGUGUUACAUAUUUAUUAUAUUGCUUUGUUAUUACCUGGCAAUGACAUUAUAACAGCAAUAAAAUUGAUAUGGAAUAUGUUACAUAACAAAUGUUAUCUGAACUCAACAUUGUUUGCUAUUUAACAUUAUUUAUCAAUAUAUA
Molecule: messenger RNA, 2412 nt
Organism: Pseudomyrmex gracilis
Lineage: Eukaryota; Metazoa; Arthropoda; Insecta; Hymenoptera; Formicidae
Product: mevalonate kinase
Exons: 2
Coding region: 91-1248 (385 amino acids)
Biological process (GO): isoprenoid biosynthetic process; cholesterol biosynthetic process
Cellular component (GO): cytoplasm
Molecular function (GO): ATP binding; mevalonate kinase activity
Source: RefSeq, a predicted model, not a curated record